AUUGUGUGUGUGUGUGUGUGUGUGCGUAUGAGCACUCAUGUUAUUGUGUAUCUGAAUGCGUGCAUUCAUAUAAAUGUGUACACAAUUAUACACCCAAGCAAAAUAAUGAUUGCUCAAUAAUGCUUCAAUGAUAAUAUUCAAUAAUAAUAUGUUUGGAUAGACACACCACAACUAAGCUUGCUCAUAUCUUAUAGUUUGUUGAAUGACAUUUAUAUUUCAUGCUUAUGGAUCAUAUUAUUGACAAUUGGGCAUCAUAUAUACUAUUUUAAUUAGAUAAUAUAAUCGAAUUGAUGAGAUAUAUUGUAUCAUUACCAUGACUUCUAUAAUUUGAAUUAUAUUCCAUUGUUGCUAAGUCAAGGAUAUUUUAAGGAUAAAAUAUAUUCAUAAUUGAACAGGGAGAUUAAACAAUUGAAAAGAUUCUCAUGUGUAUAUACCGGUAUUAUGUUAUACAAAAGUGUUUAUCCAUUUUAAUUUUGGUUAAUUUCAUUCAAUUACAAUAUAUAAUCUAAUGACUCAACCAAAGACUUCCGAUACAAACUGUGAUAAUCCAAUUAAUUCAGUCAAUCAAAAUCUUACUAACGAUUUUAGUAUUAAUGAUAGUUUAUUUCUAUCAACAUCUGAAGAACAAGGGAAAUGUGAUUAUCCAUCACCUCAUUUUUUUGAGCAUGAUUCCAGAUCCCAAAUAAUAUCCACUCAAGAAUUAUCUAUUACAUCACCAUCAUCAUCAUCUCCUCCUAUACUUGAACGUCAAUUAAGUAAGGAGUGUGUAAAAGAACAAAAAUCAGAAAUAGAUAAUAAAAAUUCAUUAUCACCUAUUACCUUCGGACUAUCAUUCAGUUCAUCAACGUCGAUUAACAGUCAAUUACAUUGUAUUCCUACAAAUGUUUGUUCAACAGCUGUUACAAGUGUUACAACUGUUACUUCUGUCCGACGCCCACGUCAUAAACCUGCAGAACGACGAGAAUUAUUAGAGUUAGCCGUAAAUGAUGUGUUAGGUUCUCAAAUAUCAAUGAGACGUGCUGCACAAAAGUAUAACUUAGCGAAAUCAUCACUAUGUGAUUAUGUUCGUAAAAAUGGAAUUAUAUUACCUAAUCUACGUUUUAAAUCUUAUCAAACUAUUCCAAGAUCAACAGCCACUGAUUUGACUGUAUCAAGUAAAAAAGUUACCUUAUCAGGAAAUACAAAUCGUCAAACUUCGGCAUCGUGUAAACGUAGCGGUUCACCAAUGUCUGGUGAUACUUGUAUAUCAUCUAUGAGUCCUUUACCAGCAAAAUUAUCAUGUGGUAUAACUCGUAAAGUGAAUAUUACUCGAACUAAGAAUAUAGAUAAUAAUAAUAAUAAUAAGCAACACUCGAAAAUAUCUGCAAGACCAGUUAUUCAAAUGGACAAUUUAUCCCUCGGAGUAGAUAAUGACAGAACUGUUUCAUUAGCUAGUAAUUGUGACUUAAAUUGUAUUCGUUCACUUAUAUCAUCUGAAAAGACUAAUAUUGAUUCUUGUCCAAGUGAAUAUUGUUUAUCAAAUCAACAUCAUACAAAUAAUCAAAAUAAUCUAUUUAGUGUAUCUAACAUAUCUAAGUGUUUUACAAAUGUUAUCUCUUGUAAAUCAUCAAGUCGUGUUGAAAGUCCAUGGUAUAAUGCUGCUGGACUACCUACUCAAGUACCUAUGCGUUCAUGGACAAGUACUAAUACAUUAAGUAGUUCAUUACAAAAUAUAAAUCAACAAGAACAAUCAACCAUAAAUAUAAAAAAUACAUCAUCUUUUAUUCCAUCUAAUAAUAGUCUAUUUAAUAAUCAUCUACAUUCUAAUGUAGAAGAUUCAUUAAAUAAUAAUAAUAAUAAUUUAUACCUUAAUAAAUCAAAACUAAAUCAUUCCAAUGAUUCAAUAACAGAUUGUUUACAUGUUGCUAAUUAUUUAUUAUCUAAUGAAACGAAAUCACUUAGUGAUGAAGUAAAUAAUCGACAAAAUGAUUGUUGUUGUCCAAUGAAUUCAAAUAGUAUUAAUAUAACUACAAAUUUUCCAGUGGAUUCUCCUAUUUCCCAAUUAUCAUCGGAAUAUGAUCGACGAAUAUUUUUAAAUGAAGAAUCGGCCAAAUCUUGGAUUUUUAACAAUUCAAAUAGAAAUAUUAACGGAUUAUCAGAUUCGGAACAAUCAAGAUCAAUUUUAGAUAGUACACAAUCUCUUCGUAGUACAAACGAAUCAUCAUCUACAGGAGUUUCAUAUUCACCACCUACUAGUACUGUUAAUUUAGAUUCAUCAACUAAUUCAAGAUUUUUAACUACUCCACUUAGUUUAUCAUCAUCUAAUUGUCAGAUUUAUUCAGACGAAACUAUAAAACUUCCUUUUAAUAAAACUACUCAUUCUAGUUCAGAUAACACAGAUCAUAUUGGUAUACAAUCUGAAUCUACGAUUAGUAAUAACACUGUUACUGAUCGUUUUUUGUCAAAUUCUACUACACCAUCUGCAUUGUGUUCAUUUCUUGGUCUUAAUUCUAUUAAUCAUAUAAAUUCUCAUUUUUGUCAACCUUCAGCUUCAAUUUUUCAAUCUAAUUUAUUACCUAUUAAUCAAGCGGCUAUAGCUGCAUUAUUAUUGCAAUAUUCACGAACUGCAGUUACUGCUUCAACUGUUUCAUCUAAUUCACUAAAUUCUACUACAUCAAAUUAUACAAAUUGUCCUAUUGUUACUUCACCUCUUAAUUCUUCACAAUUUCAUAAUCCAAUUGAUAUUGUACAAAAUUCAUUAGAUCAUUCAAAUCAAAUUAAUAAAUCAUUUAAUCAAACAACACAAUCAAUUCCUUCUAUACAUUUACCUUUUACUACAAAAAAUCAUUGCACAAAUUCGGAACUUAUUAAUUCAUUGAAUUUUUAUGAUUCACAAAUUAAUUUAUUAAAACAAUUUCCAAAAUUUUUAAUUGAUUCUAAUACUGGAACAAUAUCAUCACCAACUGAAUUAAUUAGUCCAUCACAUUUAACUAAUCAAUCUGCUGCUCAUUCAUUGAGGCAAUUGGCAAACACUUUAUUUUGGAGUUCGCUUGGUUCUAAAGCUAUAGAUUUACUUUCAACAUUUGGACCGAGCAUAUUACAACCACCACCACCAUCAUCAUCAUCAUCAUCAGCAGCAGCAGCAGCAUCACAAGAACAACGGAUUAAUUCAGUAAAUUUAUCAAAUUCUUCAUCAAUUCAUACUAGCACAACAACUAUAACUCCAACAUCUAUAGCUGUAACAAAAAGUGGAAUAAAAGAUUUUCCUAUAAAUCUAUUGAAUAAUAAUAAUAAUAUUGACGGUCAAGUUAAUUAUUGUAGAAAUAUCGAAUCUGUCAAAGUUCAUCAACCGAUUACAUCAAUAUCAACAACAAAUAAUCCAUCUACUUUAUUAUUGAAUAGUGAUUUAUUAAGAAAUCAAUUAUUUUUACUUCAUUCCACUAAUUCUAACAUGUCACAUCAUGUACAAGGUCUUAUUAAUUUUAUAAAUAAAUCACCAACACCAUUUCAUGUUAUCCAAUCAGUGAGGACAUUUUUGGAUAAUCAUGGUUUUCGUGAGUUAUUCGAAGAAGAAUCUUGGAGUUUACGUCCUUUGGAUAAGGUUUAUAUAACGAAAAAUGAAUCAACUGUAAUCGCAGCCGCUGUUGGUGGUCGAUUCGAAUCAGGCAAUGGUUUUACUUUGCUUGGAGCACAUACAGAUAGUCCAUGUUUACGUUUAAAACCGAAUUCGGAACGAUUAAAAGAAGGAUAUAUUCAAUUAGGUGUUGAGACAUAUGGUGGUGGUCUUUGGUAUACAUGGUUUGAUAGAGAUUUAAAAUUGGCUGGACGUGUAAUUAUUCGUAAUGCUGAAGGACGUCUAGAACAACGCUUAGUGCAUAUUAAUAAUCCAAUUGCUUGUGUUCCUAGUUUAGCAAUACAUUUAAAUCAAGAAAUUAAAACUCAAGGUUUUCAUCCAAAUUCCGAACAACAUUUAUCUCCAAUACUGUGUACUAGUUUGAUGGAACAGCUUCAAAAUCCAACUGCUCAAACUGUCAAUACUACUGAAUGUGGAAAUGAUUCAACAAAUACAUGUUUUAACAUAUGUCCUAUUUCAUCAUUAUCUAAUAGAAAUCGUCAUCCACCAGCUUUGUUACGUUUAUUAAGUGAAGAAACAGGUGUUAGUGAACAACAAAUUGUGGAGCUGGAACUUUGUUUUGCUGAUGCACAGCCUGCUUGCGUUGGUGGCUUGUACAAAGAAUUUAUUCAUGCGCCUCGUUUAGAUAAUUUGUUUAAUUCUUAUGCUGGUCUUCAUGGUUUCAUUGAAUCUCUUCCAACUUUAUCCUCUGAGUGUAAUAUACGUUUAUUAUGCUUAUUUGAUCAUGAAGAAGUUGGAUCUACAUCAGCUCAAGGUGCAGAUUCAGGCUAUACUUUGUCUGUUAUUCGUCGACUUAAUAAAGCAUUUGAAAUGUGCAAUUUAUCUGAAACACUUACGCCAACUAACAACACAACUACAUCACAGUGUACAAAAUGUAAUUUAGAUUUACAUUUUGAAAAAUCAUUAGCUAAAUCUUUUCUUGUAUCAGCUGACCAAGCUCAUGCAGUUCAUCCAUCAUGGAGUGAACGACAUGAAUGUUAUCAUAAACCUCAAUUUCACAGUGGUGUCGUAUUAAAAUACAAUGUUUCACAGCGUUAUGCUACGAAUAGCCUUACUGCAGCGGUUGUUCGUGAAAUCGCACAUUUGUGUAAUGUCCCAGUUCAGGAAUUUGUUUCUAAACAAGAUAUACAUUGUGGUUCUACAAUAGGACCAUUAUUAUCAUCACAAUUAGGUAUACCUACAGUGGAUUUAGGAUUUCCACAAUUAGCUAUGCAUUCAUGUAGAGAAUUAUGUUGUUCAACUAGUAUUGAACAAGCAGUACGUUUUUUUUCAUCAUAUUAUCAACAUUUAUCAAAAAUUUGGUGUAAUCAUCAAUCAUAUCAUAAUGAUAAUAAACAAUUAAAUCAAUCCUCUCAUCAUAUUUAUUUAUAA
Molecule: messenger RNA, 4984 nt
Organism: Schistosoma bovis
Lineage: Eukaryota; Metazoa; Platyhelminthes; Trematoda; Strigeidida; Schistosomatidae
Source: the annotation of a GenBank genome assembly